Molecule: messenger RNA, 777 nt
Organism: Sphenostylis stenocarpa
Lineage: Eukaryota; Viridiplantae; Streptophyta; Magnoliopsida; Fabales; Fabaceae
Source: the annotation of a GenBank genome assembly
AUGGGGAGGGGAAGAGUGGAACUGAAAAGGAUAGAGAACAAGAUAAACAGGCAGGUAACGUUUGCAAAGAGGAGAAAUGGUCUUCUCAAGAAAGCCUAUGAGCUUUCUGUUCUCUGUGAUGCUGAGGUUGCCCUUAUCAUCUUUUCCACCCGUGGCAAGCUUUAUGAAUUUUGUAGCAGUUCAAGCAUGCUCAAAACACUUGAAAGGUACCAAAAGUGCAGCUAUGGUGCAGUGGAAGUAAGCAAACCUGCCAAAGAACUUGAGCAGAGCAGCUAUCGUGAGUACUUGAAACUGAAAGGAAGAUUUGAAUCUCUUCAGAGGACCCAAAGGUUAAGAAACCUUCUAGGUGAAGACUUGGGUCCGUUAAAUACCAAAGAACUUGAGCAGCUUGAGAGGCAACUAGAUUCAUCUCUCAAGCAAGUGAGGUCCACAAAGGACUUCGAGGUUCAAUCAGCUACCCAAUUCAUGCUGGACCAGUUAGCUGAUCUUCAAAAUAAGGAACAGAUGUUGGUAGAAGCAAACAGAGCUUUAACCAUGAAGCUGGAUGAAAUCAAUUCAAGAAACCAGUAUAGGCAAACAUGGGAAGCUGGUGAUCAAAGUAUGCCAUAUGGUACUCAGAAUGCUCAUUCUCAAGGCUUCUUCCAGCCUUUGGAGUGCAAUCCCACAUUGCAGAUAGGUUCUGACUACAGGUACAACCCUGAAGCCUCAGAUCAGCUAACUGCCACAACUCAAGCUCAACAAGUUCAACAAGUGAACGGACAAGUAUUAUCUGACUGA